Cylicostephanus goldi is the source of this 213-nucleotide messenger RNA. Lineage: Eukaryota; Metazoa; Nematoda; Chromadorea; Rhabditida; Strongylidae. The record is from the annotation of a GenBank genome assembly.
AUGCGCGGCGAAAGACUGCGCCGUUUUUCAGGCUGCGCUGAUGGAUAUCGUCUCGUUCAAGCAAACGCUGUAGUUUCUUCUGCUGGACCGGGAAAGUUUGGUGGAUUCUUCACAUAUGUCACUUCCUGUGCUGAGCUAUGCGCCAACAACUACGGACUAGUACAAUGCAUUGGAUUCGCUUAUGAACCCGACAAUCGAGGUAGAUUCUUCUAG